AUGGAGGCCGCCUCUGCGCGUGCGGCAGCUCGCGACCGCUGGGGCGAGUACGGCGGCCGGACGCCGUCGCAGCUGGAGCGCUACAUCCACUCGGCGUGCAGCCCGGACAACUACGAACCCAACCUAGCGCUCAACCUCGAGAUCUCGGACCUGGUCAACCAGAAGAAGGGCGCCGCACCGCGCGAAGCUGCCACCGCCAUUGUCAACUUUGUCAACCACCGCAACCCCAACGUCGCCCUGCUCGCUCUCGCCCUACUCGAUAUUUGCGUCAAGAACUGCGGCUACCCCUUUCACCUGCAAAUCAGCACCAAGGAGUUCCUCAAUGAGCUCGUCCGCCGCUUCCCCGAGCGCCCGCCGCUGCGCGCCACGCGGGUUCAGGCCAAGAUUCUCGAGGCCAUUGAGGAGUGGCGCAUAACCAUUUGCGAGACGAGCCGCUACAAGGAUGACUUGGGCUUCAUUCGGGACAUGCACCGGCUGCUGAGCUACAAGGGCUACAUGUUUCCCGAAAUUCGACGCGAGGAUGCCGCGGUGCUAAAUCCAAGUGAUAACCUCAAAUCCGCCGAAGAAAUGGAAGAAGAGGACCGCGAGGCCCAGUCCGCCAAGCUGCAGGAGCUUAUCCGCCGCGGCACCCCCGCCGAUCUACAGGAAGCCAAUCGCCUGAUGAAGAUUAUGGCUGGCUAUGAUACGCGUUCCAAGACCGACUACCGCGCCAAGGCCGCCGAGGACGUGUCCAAGAUCCAGGCCAAGGCGCGUCUCCUCGAGGAGCGCCUGGAAGCGUUCCGGCCCGGCGACAAGAUGACCGACGGCGACGUUUUCAGCGAGCUCGCCUCGGCGCUGCAGAGCGCGCAGCCCAAGAUUCAGAAGAUGUGCGAGGAGGAGUCGGACGAUCACGAGGCUGUCGCCAAGCUGCUUGAUAUCAACGACAGCAUACACCGCACCGUCGAGCGCUACAAGCUCAUGAAGAAGGGCGACCUCGAGGGCGCCGCCAAGGUGGCCGCCGGCGGGCCCGCGCCCUCGCAGACGGCGACGGUAGCCGCCGGACCGGCGGGUGAGCUCUCGCUGAUUGACUUUGACGCCGACGCAGCCGAGGCCAACGGCAGCAGCUCGGCGCAGCCCGGUGGCGCAGCUACGCAGGGCAUCGAGAACGACCUCCUCGGACUGGACAUUGGUGGGAGCUCCGGCAACUUUGGUCAGGGCGGCAGCAUUGCGCUUGGGUUUGGCGCCAAUCAGAAUAUCCCCGGCCCUGCGCUGCUCUCCUCAUUAACAGACAACAGCACCGCCAGCACCAACAACACUACCAUGCCCGCCUCGAGCAGCAACCUCAGCAACCAGUUCAUGUCAUUUGCGUCCCCAUCCGCAUCGCAGUCUACCACACCCAACCCCACCGCCCCCGCCAUCGCCGCCCCCCCUCCUCCAUCUGCCUCUGAUCCCUUUGCGGCCUUCAUGUCGCAGUCCAGCAACAGCAGCGCCGCCGGCAAGCAACCCGCUGCCGCUGAAGACGACGAGUGGAACUUUUCCUCUGCGCUGCCCGAAACGUCCACAGCGCAGCAGCAGCUGCCGCGCGAGCACCGGGGCAUCAUCACUGACGGCAGCAUCCGCGCCGAGUUUCUCGCCAACCGCGCAACAGCGUCGUCAUCCGCGAUUGACAUGGUGUUUUCAUUUUCGAACAAUACGGCGCAGCCCGUCUCGGAGCUACAUUUCCAGCUCGCCGUAACAAAAGGCUACGAACUCAAACUUAAACCUCAAACGGGCCGUGACCUCGCCCCCAAACAGAGCAAAGGCAUCACGCAGCACGUCGCCAUUCAUCACGCUGGCGGCGGGGCGUCGUCGCAAAGGGUCGAAUCGGCCAAGCUGCGAUGGCGGGCGGCCUACAAGGUGGGCGGCGAGCAAAAGGCAGAGACGGGAGAGAUUUCUGAGUUUAGCAUUGCGUGA
Messenger RNA from Beauveria bassiana ARSEF 2860, 1932 nucleotides. RefSeq names its product VHS domain-containing protein. The transcript has 4 exons. Bases 1 to 1932 code for a protein of 643 amino acids. Gene Ontology annotation, biological process: Golgi to vacuole transport; Golgi to endosome transport; protein transport to vacuole involved in ubiquitin-dependent protein catabolic process via the multivesicular body sorting pathway. Gene Ontology annotation, molecular function: ubiquitin binding; phosphatidylinositol binding. NCBI's taxonomy places the organism in Eukaryota, Fungi, Ascomycota, Sordariomycetes, Hypocreales, Cordycipitaceae. The record is from RefSeq and is a predicted model, not a curated record. Gene Ontology annotation, cellular component: trans-Golgi network.